AUGGGUGAUUGGAGUUUCCUGGGAAACAUUUUGGAAGAAGUUAACGAACAUUCCACUGUAAUAGGAAGAGUGUGGUUGACAGUGCUGUUUAUUUUUCGAAUCCUAAUUCUUGGCACGGCUGCCGAGUUCGUCUGGGGAGACGAACAAUCAGAUUUUGUUUGCAAUACUCAACAGCCAGGUUGCGAGAAUGUCUGCUAUGACGAAGCCUUUCCCAUCUCCCAUAUAAGAUUGUGGGUUCUCCAGAUAAUCUUCGUCUCCACACCAUCCUUGGUCUAUGUUGGCCAUGCAGUUCAUCACGUAAGGAUGGAGGACAAGAGAAAAGAAAGGGAAGAAGACGUGAAUAGAGAAGAAGCGAACGAGGAGAAACUACCUUUAGCUCCAGAUGAAGGCAUUAAGGAGUCCACCAAAACGAACAAGAAGUUCCGCUUGGAAGGCACGUUACUUAGAACAUACAUCUGCCAUAUAAUUUUCAAAACAAUUUUUGAAGUUGGUUUUGUAGUUGGCCAGUAUUUCCUCUACGGAUUCCGCAUUCUACCACUCUAUCGCUGCAGUAGGUGGCCUUGUCCCAACAUAGUUGAUUGUUUCGUCUCAAGGCCAACUGAGAAGACAGUUUUUGUUAUUUUCAUGCUGGCCGUGGCUUCAGUAUCUCUUUUCCUAAAUGUUAUCGAAAUAAGCCACCUGGGCUGGAAGAAGAUCAGGUUUGCUUUUCGGAAGACUGUCCAACAGCCUGCAGAUUAUCCUUCACAGAAACUUUUCCAUUCCAUUAGUGUGUCUUCCGUGCAGAAAGCUAAAGGUUACAAACUCCUCGAAGAAGAUAAACCAAUGCCCCAUUUUUUCCCGAUGUCAGAGGCUGGGGUAGAUGUCACUCCAGCUCCCUUAAUCGGUUAUCAAGAAAAAGUCAAGAGUGUUGGUCCGGUGGAGGAUAUGAUUAAGGUCUACAAUGAGACGUUGCUGACCUAUGAGCAGCAAGACGAUGCCGAACCAGAACUACAGGCAGGUCCAGAACCACAAGCAGAAGCAGAAUUUGUGGCAGAAUCAGAACCUGCACCACUGGCAGAACCAGAAGAAAAUGGCGGAACAACAGAGCCGGAUCCACCAGCGGGAACUAGCGAAAGCCUACCGGACACAAGACCAUUGAGCAGAUUAAGCAAAGCGAGUAGCCGAGCUCGGUCAGAUGAUUUAACAGUUUGA
Pristis pectinata (smalltooth sawfish) is the source of this 1191-nucleotide messenger RNA. RefSeq names its product gap junction protein alpha 8 paralog b (gene gja8b). Lineage: Eukaryota; Metazoa; Chordata; Chondrichthyes; Rhinopristiformes; Pristidae. The coding region runs from base 1 to 1191 and encodes 396 amino acids. Gene Ontology annotation, biological process: cell communication. The record is from RefSeq and is a predicted model, not a curated record. Gene Ontology annotation, cellular component: connexin complex. The transcript has a single exon.